GGAGAUGGUGUGCGAGGCAAGAAUCUUCAAUGGUUGUUAGUUGAUGCAGAGAGAGAAAAAAAUAAUCACGAUGGGGCUCGCGAUCGAUGAUCAGCAUGUGAUUGCGGAUUUUCUACCAAUGAUUUCUCAGUUUCAUUGCGAAAAUGCACGCUGGCAGGUGCACACAGAGUCUCCUAUUUUUUGGGUGAUCGAGAGGCAAGAACUCUUAAGAUCACCUAUGUUUAGUUCUGUGCUGUGUUUAAUAGGUUCAUUCACUUUUCUUGCGGCAACCCAAGUAAGUGUGAGUGAUCGUGAAUGUGAUCGUAGGUUCUUGAAGCUGUUCGCCACAAGUUCAAGCUCAAGUGUGUGUAGUUGUCGCUGAGUUUGAGGCCGUGGAGCGUCGUCGCCAUGCGCUUAAGAUCAUUCUACCUGGCUGCAGUAUACUUUAUAUCUUUAGCAAUUCAAAGAUACGCCGAAUCAACCGAACUACCCGCCAGUAUUGAGAACGACGAAUCGCUUGAGGUGGUCAAUCAUAAAACGCACAAUGUUGUGGACACAAGUCUAUUAAUCGAUGUGACUUGUCAUAAAAUGGAACGACUCUGCAGAAAUACCACGAAGUUUGCAAAUCGCCAAUCGAGAGAUGGAGAAUAUUCACUACGCUUUAUGGAUGAGAUAGCUGGAGAAAUUGAUAUAAUCGAAGAUAAGAAAGACACCAUCUUCUCGCGCGAUCGCUUGAAGAAGAUCUUCAUUCCUAUGCUGUUGAUUCUGAAAUUGUUUAAACUGAAAUUACUGCUGCUUCUGCCAUUUAUCUUUGGCCUGGCCAGUUUCAAGAAGAUCCUGGGAUUCCUCAUUAUCAUUGUACCAGCCAUUUUGGGGUUCCUGAAGCUACAGAGUCUGCAGCAGAUGAGCCAUAUGGAUUACCAGUCUGGUGGACUACAUAUGCAGUACUCCCCACAGGGGGUUGGUGGACUCAGCUACUACCCUCAUCAUCAUCCGAAUUUCCACAGAAAGAGCGACAAUUUCCGACCAGAUGACUACCAACCACGAAGACCCUAUCGACCGGAUUUCAAUUCAUCUUCAUCAGACUUUCGCUACCCGGACUCCUAUUUGGCCGUUGUGGGCAAUCGAGUCCCAAGUGCCAGAUCGAGAUUGACACACUGAUCUUCCAAGGUCAAUUGAUCAUUUACAAGAGACAUUUUUUUAUCAUAUCACUCAUAUUUAUUUGCUCUUUUCUGUCUCUUGUAACAUAAAUAGUUAUACAUAUACUACGGGUAUAUAUACAUUUAAGGGAGAAAUAUUUGCUUAGUCCUUAGGUAUAAAUCCUAAGACAAUGCUUAAUAUCGUUAUCAAUUGAAUUGAAUCAAUUGAGGAAUUAAUAAUUUUGCAAAUAUUUCAAAUGAACAGGAGACUUGAAUAUAAUUUCAAAACAAAAAUGCUCAAAUACAACGAGACAGGGUAAGCUAAUGAGAAGUUGCAUUUAAUUUAAUUUAUUAUUAAGUUUUUUUUUAUAAAUAAAUAAAUAAAUAACUUAUUAUUUUCUACUGUCUUUUAGUUAAAACAUUUUUUUAAAAAAAUGAUGCACCGAUGAUUUCUGCAAAGAUGAGGUGUCUUCGGAAAGAGAAAUCCUUUGAGAUUUCUACGAGCUUUGGUUGGUUUCUAGAUUGGGUCACACGAUCUUUUUAUUUUGCCAUCUGACGAUCAGCACUUUGGGAAAUAUCCUCAAGGGCUUCGGUAGGUGUAAAUUGGACUCCUCUGAGCUACAUAUGUGUAGUACAUCGGUUUUCGCCGGAGGGCUGUAUUAAAUGAAUUAAAUGGAUGGAGUUAGACGUGAAAUGCUGAAGAUUAUAGAAUUAUGAUAUGGAGUAAAAGAAGUUAGUGAGACUGUAAAA
This is a messenger RNA of Phlebotomus papatasi, 1868 nucleotides long. RefSeq lists its product as uncharacterized. The record is from RefSeq and is a predicted model, not a curated record. The transcript has 5 exons. NCBI's taxonomy places the organism in Eukaryota, Metazoa, Arthropoda, Insecta, Diptera, Psychodidae. The coding region runs from base 388 to 1140 and encodes 250 amino acids.